This is a messenger RNA of Apodemus sylvaticus (European woodmouse), 1338 nucleotides long. RefSeq names its product T-box transcription factor 20 (gene Tbx20). Gene Ontology annotation, molecular function: RNA polymerase II cis-regulatory region sequence-specific DNA binding; DNA-binding transcription factor activity, RNA polymerase II-specific. The record is from RefSeq and is a predicted model, not a curated record. The transcript has 8 exons. Gene Ontology annotation, biological process: regulation of transcription by RNA polymerase II; heart looping; vasculogenesis. Gene Ontology annotation, cellular component: nucleus. Lineage: Eukaryota; Metazoa; Chordata; Mammalia; Rodentia; Muridae. Bases 1 to 1338 code for a protein of 445 amino acids.
AUGGAGUUCACGGCAUCGCCCAAGCCUCAGCUCUCCUCUCGAGCCAAUGCCUUCUCCAUCGCUGCGCUCAUGUCCAGCGGCGGCCCCAAGGAGAAGGAGGCGUCGGAGAACACCAUCAAACCCCUGGAACAAUUUGUGGAGAAAUCAUCCUGUGCCCAGCCCCUGGGUGAGCUGACAAGCCUGGAUGCUCACGCGGAGUUUGGCGGCGGCGGCGGCAGCCCUUCCUCAUCCGCUCUGUGCACAGAGCCACUGAUCCCCACCACCCCCAUCAUACCCAGCGAAGAGAUGGCUAAAAUCGCCUGCAGCCUGGAAACGAAGGAGCUCUGGGAUAAAUUCCACGAACUGGGCACGGAGAUGAUUAUCACCAAGUCUGGCAGGAGGAUGUUCCCUACCAUCCGCGUGUCAUUUUCUGGAGUGGAUCCUGAGGCCAAGUACAUAGUGCUGAUGGACAUUGUCCCGGUGGACAACAAGAGAUACCGCUACGCCUACCACCGGUCAUCCUGGCUGGUGGCUGGCAAGGCUGAUCCCCCGCUGCCAGCCAGGCUCUAUGUGCAUCCAGACUCCCCCUUUACUGGCGAGCAGCUCCUCAAACAGAUGGUGUCUUUUGAAAAGGUGAAGCUCACCAACAACGAACUAGACCAGCACGGCCAUAUCAUUCUGAAUUCAAUGCAUAAGUACCAGCCGCGGGUACACAUCAUAAAGAAGAAAGACCACACGGCCUCCUUGCUCAACCUGAAGUCGGAAGAAUUCAGGACAUUCAUCUUUCCAGAGACAGUCUUCACAGCAGUCACAGCCUACCAGAACCAGCUGAUAACCAAGCUGAAAAUAGACAGCAAUCCGUUUGCCAAAGGAUUCCGGGACUCUUCCAGGCUCACCGACAUUGAGAGGGAGAGUGUGGAGAGCCUGAUCCAGAAGCACUCCUAUGCUCGCUCACCCAUCCGCACCUACGGAGAGGAGGAUGUCCUGGGGGAGGAGAGUCAGACGACUCCGAAUCGAGGAUCAGCCUUUACAACAUCUGACAAUUUGUCUCUCAGUUCCUGGGUUUCAUCAUCUUCCAGUUUUCCCGCAUUUCAGCAUCCACAGCCCCUGACUGCUCUUGGCACCAGCACAGCAUCCAUAGCGACACCAAUUCCUCACCCUAUACAAGGUUCUCUGCCACCAUAUAGCCGCCUGGGAAUGCCUCUGACCCCAUCCGCAAUUGCCAGCUCCAUGCAGGGAAGUGGUCCCACGUUCCCGUCCUUCCACAUGCCUAGAUACCAUCACUACUUCCAGCAGGGGCCCUACGCUGCCAUCCAAGGACUUCGCCAUUCCUCCGCUGUGAUGACGCCAUUUGUAUGA